AGCAGAAACCAUGAAGAAUCAUGAGCAAAAGGCCACAAGACCAGAGCCCAAAUAUAGAGGAAUUAAAGCUAUGCCCUUUGUCAUAGGAAAUGAAACUUUUGAGAAGCUUGGAACCAUUGGAACCUCAUCCAAUCUCUUGAUUUAUUUGACUUCUGUUUUCCACAUGAAGACCAUCACUGCCACCAAUAUCAUCAACAUCUUCAAUGGCACUUGCAACUUUGGUACUUUGGUUGGAGCUUUCCUUUGUGAUACUUAUUUCGGCCGCUACAACAUGCUGGGGUUUGCUUCAGUUUCUUCUUUCCUGGGCAUGUUGAUACUUACGCUAACAGCUGCAAUCCACAAUCUGCACCCCCCUGCAUGCGGCGAUGGCAGCAUAUGCGCCAGUCCAACACAAUGGCAGAUGGCAUUUUUGUUAGGCGGUUUUGCACUGCUAGUAAUAGGGGCUAGCGGCAUUAGACCAUGUAAUUUAGCCUUUGGAGCUGAUCAGUUCAAUCCCAAAACAGAGUUUGGGAGAAGAGGGAUCAAUAGUUUCUUCAACUGGUAUUAUUUGACCUACACUUUCGCCAUGAUGGUGUCACUCACAAUCAUAGUCUACGUUCAAUCCAACAUGAGCUGGUCUAUUGGAUUAGGGAUUCCAACGUUUCUCAUGUUCCUGUCUUGUGCACUCUUCUUCUUGGGCACAAGAAUUUAUGUUAUAGUUUUGCCGGAGGGAAGUCCAUUGGUCAGUGUAGCUCGAGUUGUAGUUGCUGCAAUCAGGAAAAGGAAAUUACAGCUGCCAAUGGAACCUAGGCAGUCCCUUUUUAGAAGUUUCUCUACCGCAAGUUCCAUCAAUGCAAGGCUUGCUUAUACAGAUCAGUUCAGAUUUCUCAACAAAGCUGCAAUCAUAACAUUUGAAGAUCAAAUAAACCCAGAUGGAUCAGCUGCCAAUCCAUGGAGACUUUGCGAUAUUCAGCAAGUUGAGGAAGUGAAAUGCUUGUUAAGAGUGAUCCCAGUUUGGAUUGCAGGCAUCAUCUACUUUGUUUCUGUGGUCCAACAGCAAAACUACGCUGUAUUUCAAGCCCUUCAAGCAGACAGGCGGUUUGGCAAAAGCAAGUUCAAGAUCCCUGCAGCUUCUUACAUCGUAAUCGCGAUGUUAAGCCUUACAAUCUGGAUACCAAUUUGGGAUAGAAUCGUGGUUCCAUGGCUGAGGAAACGCACAGGACAUGAAGGUGGCCUCACAAUCCUGCAAAGAAUGGGAAUUGGCAUGGCAUUGUCCAUUUUAACCAUGGUUGUAUCAGGCUUGGUUGAAAAUAAGCGACGAACGAUUGCCCUUACUAAGCCAACACUAGGGAUUGAACCACGAAAAGGUGCCAUUUCUUCAAUGUCAGGUUUUUGGCUAACUCCACAAUUGGCUUUUUCAGGGCUGACUGAGGCAUUUACGAUCGUUGGCGAAAAUGAAUUUUUCUACCAGCAAUGCCCUGAAAACAUGAGGAGUAUUGCCAUGGCAUUUGUAUUUGUUGGGAUUGCAGGAUCGAGUUAUUUAAGUAGUUUAUUAUCAUCAAUAGUCCAAAGCAUAUCAAGUAGAAGCAAUGGAGAAAGCUGGUUAGCAGAAGAUCUCAAUAUGGGAAAGUUGGAUUACUUCUAUUACUUUAUAGCUGUGCUGGAGCUCCUGAAUUUGAUCUACUUUCUGGUCUGCGCCAAGUAUUACAAAUACAAAGAAACAGACACCACCCCUGAGGUGGCCAUGGAGAAAGGAGUGCAAUCUGAAGAAAAGGCUGUUGUUUGAGAAAUUAAAGAACUUGAGCAGGCAGAUGAUAAAGUAUUUGCACCUCCAACCUGGAUCAGUAAUGGGGAAAUGGGAAAGGAAUUUUACAUUUGCCACAACAUUUUUUUAGUACUGGUCUUUCUGGAAUGCAAUUUUUAGGCAACUAGUCGGAGCCAUUUUUUCUGGCUCCAAUGUCAUUUGAGCUGUGUUUUACUUUCAACAGCCUGAAAUAAAGAAGAAUGUGUUGCAGUAAUUCAUUAUUCCAAUAAGCCUUGUUAAAUACCCGCAUCGAUUGGCCCUUCCAUGUCUCUAUACUUGAGAAGCAAUGUCUGUGAAAUCUGAAUUACAGGGCGAAUAAGGUAAGGCUUGCUCGCAUGUAAAGUUGAUUGAAUGAUUUUCUCUACUGCAAAAAUGUUCUUUGAG
Coffea eugenioides is the source of this 2167-nucleotide messenger RNA. Its product is annotated as protein NRT1/ PTR FAMILY 2.11-like. Gene Ontology annotation, cellular component: plasma membrane. Lineage: Eukaryota; Viridiplantae; Streptophyta; Magnoliopsida; Gentianales; Rubiaceae. Gene Ontology annotation, molecular function: transmembrane transporter activity. The transcript is spliced from 4 exons. Bases 11 to 1765 code for a protein of 584 amino acids. The record is from RefSeq and is a predicted model, not a curated record. Gene Ontology annotation, biological process: transmembrane transport.